This is a messenger RNA of Sycon ciliatum, 3790 nucleotides long. RefSeq lists its product as uncharacterized. NCBI's taxonomy places the organism in Eukaryota, Metazoa, Porifera, Calcarea, Leucosolenida, Sycettidae. Bases 415 to 2865 code for a protein of 816 amino acids. The record is from RefSeq and is a predicted model, not a curated record. The transcript is spliced from 5 exons.
GAAGUAGUCGGGUACUAGUAACUGGUUGAUUACGGACAAAUCCAUGCUGUUACGUGUCCCACUAGCACUGAUGCCGUGAUGGCAUGUGACUGCAGCCACAACUGCUUUGAAAAGUUACUUCUGCCUGCGAAGCUGGCACUUGUAUUGGUGGGGGAAACCGUUGAAGACGAAAGGCGAUGGUUAUCAGUGUUUUAAAUUUUUCUUGUCUUUCUCUCAUGACUAUAACUUCUAGCUAUGGUGUAUCAUACUAAGUAUUGCCCGGUACGGCGGUAGCGGUGACACUAGUCACUAGUACAGUCUAAAGCAACCACGCAACGAUCCAGGUCUCGUGUCCUUCAACCCUUGCGACGUUCUUGCCCUUUGGGCUGACCCGGGAUUUCAAGGACCUCAAGAAUUGCGGCGGCGGCUCCUACAAUGGCGUCGGCACGGGCUAAAGCCGCCCAGGAGUCGCCGAAGAGUUUGAACGCGAAACUACGCGAGGAAAUCGAAAAGGACAGCAGAUUUCAAACAUGGCCGAUACAGGUGGAGAUGACGCUGCAUCUGGUGCUAAUCGGCAAUGUCCCGGAGAAUGUCAGGCGUGGUCUCGCUGUUGCUGACGUGUUUGCCGAGGGAAUAUCACCGGGUAUACUUCUGGGCAGUAAGGAGAGCCGUGCCUGCUCCUGUCUGUUGCUGGGUUUUGCUACUGACGAAGAGCAACGCAAAGCUCUAGACUACCUGAAGGGCCUGCAGAAGAGGAAAGUCAAGAAGGUUCUAAACACCAUCUCUGGCGAUUUGGACUUCAGCCAGUGUGUGGUCGAGGACUAUGGCUCUCAGAGAGUCGUGUGUCCUCCGGUUCCCGAGAUCUUUGCCAGCCCUCACUUCACCGAACCGUUCAGCUACUUUGAUGUUCCCCGACCACUGACUCUACAUGUGUGGGCUGUGGCUGUCGACGUGUUUGAUGACGAGAUUGCUCGCAACCCGGUGUUGCUGCAACGGCACUUCCAAGCCUUCUCCAAGAUGGUGGCAAUUGCCCACUUCUCACCCGCCAAGGUCGGAUCAUCCUCAACAAAAGCUACAGUCUACAUUCUCGACAAAUACAGUGUAGACUACUUGAAGAAGCUAGCUAAAAACCUGAAGGACUACCACUACUUUUCUGUUGUGUCCGUGAAGGAGGAGGAGAAGGUGCUGUCCGCGCUAUGUGCCGUGCAAGAUGUAUGCCUCACAAACUACCUACAGGUGGAUGGGGAUCGGGAGAUUCUAACAGCACCGGUCACGGUCCGGACGAAGGCUACCCGCCGCACUCACAUGAGACUAAUCUUCCAGAUACAAUCGCAAGACAAGUGGACCAUAGGAUGUGACAUGGACAACAUCAGGUUUUCUCCUAUACCUGCCGUCGCCAGGGACGACCGUGAUCGCCGCCGCCGAUACCAUAGUAAGAUGGUGAGUAUGCCAGGGCGCGACGUAUGCAACUUCUUACUCACAACGCAUCGGGCCGAGGCAGAGGCAUUGCUUGAGAGUUCAAACUGCCGCUUCCGGGAGCGCCGUGGAAAGUUUCAGAACAACUCCUUUGCUUACCAGCUGGCUGUGGUCGAAGCUGACACAGAGGAAGAAGCAGCGAAUGGCAAGGCAGCACUGGAACGACUGGCCCACGAUAUACUGCAGCAUCGUGUCUACAAGAGACUAGUCAUUAAGCCGCCCGAGCUCAACACCGUUAUCAGACUUCCUAAAACAAAGCUGAUGCAAGACAAAGAAACUGCUCGAAUUGUGAAGCCCCGCACCAGAGCAAUUGCAGACCAAGUUCCACUCUGCUUUGCAAAGUUGCAUCAGUUCACCAGAGGGGAGAGACAUGAACAGACCCUGACUCUGCAGCUCAACAAGCCCGUGUACAACGACCAAUUUGCAAUGGCUGAUGUAGAUGCAAUGGUCCUCUUCUCCAACUCAACACUGCUUCUUGCUGACGGCAUGGCACGUGACGUUAUCAACCACGGCGGGACUGGCAUUGCCGAUGAUUCACAAGCUUGGGUUGAGAGCAAUGGCGACGUAUUUACAACUGCACCAGCUCUGAGCAGCGGAAAGCUGCCUGCCCCGGUUCUCAUCCACUCCAACCCGAACUGUAUCAAGGGCGGAGAUAUGCGAGAAGGGCAGGUGUUCAAGACCGCUUUCUCAAAGCAACUCAAGCUCAUCUUCCAGACGGCAUCAGACGUCCAGGCAAAAUCCAUCGCCAUUCCAUUUCUCCCAAAGCCAGGACAAGACUAUCUGACGGCUAGAGAAUGGUUCCAGCUCAUAGGCCAAGGAGCCAUGGAAUGUCUGCGUAGCGGCACAAGCUUGGAGAGGAUCCUUUUCAACUAUUACACCCGGUCUUCCCGUGACCCGAUUGGUGAUUUGCAAUUCGCUCUGUCCGAUCUGAUGGAGGAGAACGUACCGACUGCACGCAAACGCAUCGGCAACGUUCUCUUCUCGCUGCAGACGGUGGUGGAUACACCAGCACCGCCUGUUGAAUGCUGUCCACCGUCGGCAUCUUUCCUGCUUGUCGCCGAGUCUUAUAAUGACUUGGAAACGGGGGAGGCAUGUCUGCAGCAGACGCUCCGCGGUGAACUGAUCAUUCAACGGCAUGAAUGCAAAGGACUGGAUGCCCACGACGUUGUGAUGAGGUGGAAAGAAUUGCUCAUGGACUUGAAGGUACACUGCAGCCUGACAGCCGAGGAAAGUGAGCGAGGAGCCAGCUGUCUGCUCUUGCGUGGUCAGAGGAAGAAUGUUGGUGAUGCCGCUAAGCUGUUGAAGGUGCUGAUUGCGGAUCUGAAAGGCAGUACAUCGGGAGUGAGCCUUGAAUAUCCAGCUGCGGCUGAAAGCUGUCAUGCUGCCACCGCCGCAGCCGCCAUACCAUGAGCACUGAACAGUAUUGGUGGACACAUACAUGUGUGUGUGUGUGUGUGCGUGUGCGUGGUGCGCGUAUGUAUGUGUGUGUGUGUGUGUGUGUGUGCGCCAUCGCUGUGGACCCUGCCCGAAUCGCCCUACAGUGACUGAUCGCCAGCACUUUGAACAUCAUUGCCGAGUCUGUAAUCGACGCCAGUUUCGGAGGCGACAGGACCUGGAGCGCCAUUUGAGGCACUACCUACCUCUCCCCUAACCUCUCUGACAGUACCUCCCUUCGGGGAGCGGCGUGGCCAUUUCUGGCAGCUGUCAAUAGUAGUAGUGAUGUGUGUGUGUGUGUGUGUGUGUGUGUGUGCGCGCUUGUGUAUGCAUGUGUGUGUGUGUGUGUGUGUGUGUGUGUGUGUGUGUGUGUGUGUGUGUGUGUGUGUGUGUGUGUGUGUGUGUGCAUGUGUGUGCGUACAUGAGCAUGAGUGGGUGUUCAGCAUAAUGCCUUCUCAAUAUCUUUAUAUCAUGCUUACAGUCUUCUCGUCCUGACUGUCUUAGUGUGUACGAUGACUCUCAUUUCUCUGCACUGUGUGACAGUGUAGUGCCUGGUAUAUGUCCAGCCGUUGAGGAUCAUUGAGGCAGUUUGUAUACGUGUACAUAAACCGGUUUCAUGUAAGCAGAAAGAGCAUGUUGUUGCACCUAGGCUCCGUAUAGUCAAAAGUUGACGCUUCGUUCAGUUCCUCCUCACCUUUAGUUAUGUACAUUUGUUACCAUUUUGCGUUACCAUCUAUGUGCGGUAGUUUUAUUGCGCUUGUAUCAUGAUGUAUGUGUCAUUAUAACACCUUUCUAUUACUCAACCUUAGUUGCAUUCGUUGUUAAUCCUUAGCUCCGUAUGAAUUCCACUGAUGAUAGGAGCGAGAACAUCGAUUCUGGAAAUUUACACGUCUAAACUCGA